Messenger RNA from Penicillium malachiteum, 2253 nucleotides. RefSeq names its product WD40 repeat domain-containing protein. The record is from RefSeq and is a predicted model, not a curated record. Lineage: Eukaryota; Fungi; Ascomycota; Eurotiomycetes; Eurotiales; Aspergillaceae. Gene Ontology annotation, molecular function: protein binding. The transcript is spliced from 2 exons. The coding region runs from base 1 to 2253 and encodes 750 amino acids.
AUGGCCCAUGAUUGGAGUUCUUGCCUCAAUACACUUGAGGGUCAUUCUGGGAGUGUGAAUGAUGUCGCUUGGUCCCCUGACGAGACUCAAAUCGCAUCAGCAUCAGAUGAUAUGACAAUAAAGAUUUGGGACUCGUCCACAGGCGAGUGUGUAUCAACUCUGAGAGAAGAAGAGCAUUUUGCGGAAAAAGUACAAAAGGUUUUCUGGUCAUCCGAUGGAUUGAUCGCAUCAGUUUCCGGGAAUUGGGUGAAUAUUUGGGAUCCGGUCUCACAGCUUUGUAUAAACACACUUCAAUUUGACAACAAAGCCCAACAUUCCCCCGUCUGGCUACUGAAAGGGAGGAUUGCAUGCUUUAUUGACAAAACACCAGACUCACCCACCGUCGAAUUCUGGGACCCAGUAGACGAUAUAUGCACCUUGAGACUAGAAAUGGACGACAGCUAUGAAACAGACAAGAUUACUUGCUCAUGCAAUGGACACAUAGCGUGCCCCUCCGUUGACAAUACUGUUACAGUCUGGGAUUCAACUGGUCGACAAAUCUCCGUGCUUGAGGGGCACAGUAGUGACGUUUCUUAUGUCAAAUGGUCAGAAGAUGGGCAGCAAAUUGCAACUUGCUCAGAAGACAAGUCCCUCAGACUUUGGAAUGCAGCUUCCGGGGUGUGUAUAUCAAUUCUUGAGGGACAUGAGGACAUAGUGGUGAACUGUUCAUGGUCUAGCGACGGGAAAUUGAUAUCCUCUUCCUCCUCGGAUGGCAUGAAAAUGGUGUGGAAUACUACUGGAGAAUACAUUGAUCAGUGCAUUUCCAUCUUUUGGCCCGGAGGAUACCCCGAUUCUAUGACCUUAUUCCGGUGCAGCGGUGGUAGCAUUGCCGCAAACACCGGGGUAGAUUUCGAAAUCCGGGACUCAAAUACCGGUCAUUUGCAAUCGACUUAUGACGGACACACUGAUGAGGUUAAUACGCUGCUCUGGUCUCCCGAUGGAACCAGAAUAGUCUCAGCUUCAUGUGAUGAGACCAUAAAAAUCUGGGACACGACUGUUACCAAUUCCUCGCAAAAUUCACAGGCCAUAGAUAUGGAGUGGUCAAGAGAUGGUAGCUCUGUCGUGAUAGCACCAAGAUCAAAUUUCGAGAACAAGAGCGUAACUAUAUGGGAUCUUGCGACUGGGGAAUGCACCCGAGAGUUCGAAGACGAUGAGAAUAUCGAGUGUAUUGCAUGGUCACCCGACGGAGAUCAUAUAGCAUCUGGAUCGGAUUUCGGAACAGUAAAGAUCUGGAGCCUCACCACGGAUCAACUGGAAUGUGUAUCAACACUCCCAGAAAUUUCAAAUGCAGAAGUAGUUGGUCUCGCUUGGUCGCAUGAUGGGGCCCAGAUUGCAUGGGUUUCGAGCGAUGGGGCAUUGAGAGCCUGGAACUUCGCAACCGGGGCUUCGAACGAUUUUCAACUGCCGGAAGAAUAUACCAGCCAGCAGCGAGCAAGAACCGAUACUAUCAACCUGAGACGUAUUCUUGCAUGGUCAUAUGAUGGGAGCCAAGUUGCACUCAUAUCCCCGCUCUGUGACAAUAUUGUGAUUUAUGAUCUCAUAACCAAGUCGAGCAAGAUUCUUGACAAUCCCCUAAAUAGUUUCCCGGAUUUAUCAUGGUCAUCAACUGGAUAUCUUGUUUCAACCUCAGGACAACAUAAUAUCCGAAUUUGGGAUCAGUCUGGCCAGUGUAAACUGGUAAUUGAGGGACACAGAGACCGGAUCUGGUCCCUUGCAUGGUCACACGAUGGAAGUCGAAUUGCAUCAGCGUCAGACGAUAAAACCGUUAUGAUAUGGGAUGCGCUCACAGGCUCCUGUGACUUCAAGCUUGACAUUAAGUAUGCUGGUCAUUUUCAUUUCGAUCCAUCCGACUCCAAUAAGCUACAUACUGGAUCAGGCACUUUUCUUCUCGGCCCUCAUGUGACCAACCAUCCCACCAGGGAUUCCUUUACUGCCAGUGGAACAGGAAAUCACUUAAAGCCAAUGUAUUACGGUCUGAGUUCAGAUGAUAAAUGGAUUACGUAUAAAGGAAUUAACCUAUUGGCAUUACCACCAGAUUAUCGACCAGGUUUUCGGGGUUCACUUGGCUUGUAUGGAACAAACAUGGCGAUUGACUGUGUAGCAGUUGUGAGCACAUACACUUUGAUCAUCUACUUCGCUGGCCCAUUAUUCGGACUGAUCAUCAUUAACAAUACGACUCUCCAAGAUACACCUUCUCACAUUCAUGUCCAGUGA